CAAUCGCAUUUAUUUGUCUUUUACGUUGUGGCAGCACUAGAUGGCGUUUAGCACACGAGGGAUGGUCUUGAACAACACGAGAAUCCGCCGGCUUGCUAGGUUGCUAAAAACAAAGAAAUGUCCUGAAGUCUGUUAUCAGAUUAAUUGCUUUUGGGGUCAACUUGACAGACAAAAUGCGUGGUUUCCGAAGCCUGUCCCGAACAUCAGUUGCGAUGUUUCUGAGAAGACUGAACAGCACGAGAGGACGACCCCCUGCUCCUCUGGGAGCAAGGAUUCUUACCAACUCCGAUGACGUCUUUCAGCACAACAUGUGGGACCAUGUGCAGUGGACCGAGGAGGACAAAGAGCAGGCUCGCCAGAGAGCAGAAGAAAAUUCAAGCACCAGAAUUCCUGUGGAGGAGCAAGGCAAAUAUGACACAGAAGCUUCUACGUACUGGGAAAACUUUUACGAGAGGCAUCAGAACAAGUUCUUCAAAGAUCGCAAGUGGCUGUUUGUGGAGUUCCCCGAGCUCAUUCCCAUGGAGACAGACAGGACUGGCCCAGAAGAGUGUGACCGUGGACAGGUUGCCCCAUGCCCAGAGCCCAGAGAGCGUGACAGGGACACACAUACAGUGCAGCAGCAUCCUCCCUCGGCCAAUCAUGCAGAGAUUGUUGGAAGCCAGCCCUCCUGUUGCCAAGAUGAGAGACCAACUGCAGAGGCUGCAGACUCGUCUCCAGGCCAACAUGCAUCUCUCAGGAUAUUAGAGGUUGGCUGUGGUGCUGGUAAUAGUGUCUUUCCCAUCAUUGGCUCCAUAAAAGAUAGAGGAGUCUUUCUUUACUGCUGUGAUUUCUCCCCUCGCGCCGUUCAGUUGGUGAAGGAACACCCAGCCUACGACCAGUCUGUGUGUCAUGCCUUUGUCCAUGACGUUUGUGAUGAGGUGGCCUCUUUUCCUUUCCCUCCGCUGAGCCUGGAUGUUAUUCUGGUGGUCUUUGUGCUCUCCUCCAUUCACCCUGAGCGAGUUAAAGGAGUUGUGAAUCGACUGUCUGGAUUCCUAAAGCAUGGAGGGACAUUCCUCUUCCGAGACUAUGGCAGAUAUGACUUGUCACAACUCAGGUUGAAGAAAGGCCAGUGCUUGUCUGAGAAUUUCUACAUACGAAGAGAUGGAACUUGUGUUUAUUUCUUUACAAAAGAUGAAGUCCACCGUUUAUUUACCAAUUCAGGAUUAGAGGAAAUUCAAAAUCUUGAGGACAGGCGACUACAGGUGAACCGGGGAAAGAAAGUUGUAAUGCAAAGAGUGUGGAUGCAGAGCAAGUUCAGAAAACCACAUCCACUAUUGUAACCAUGCUCCAGGCUUUUAUGCUGCACUGUCAUAUUUGUCUGUUUAGAAUAUUGAGCUCAAAGAUGUGAAGAAGUAAACCAUUAAUGGCAGGUUGUACAGGUAUAGAGGUCAACUCCUCUAAGUCUUCUGUAUGUCUUAUGCAAACUGGCGAAGUAAAUAUAUUUUACACUAUUUAAAUCUUGUU
Molecule: messenger RNA, 1503 nt
Organism: Osmerus eperlanus (European smelt)
Lineage: Eukaryota; Metazoa; Chordata; Actinopteri; Osmeriformes; Osmeridae
Gene: mettl8
Product: methyltransferase 8, methylcytidine
Exons: 10
Coding region: 174-1319 (381 amino acids)
Molecular function (GO): tRNA (cytidine-N3)-methyltransferase activity
Source: RefSeq, a predicted model, not a curated record